Molecule: messenger RNA, 695 nt
Organism: Ostrinia furnacalis (Asian corn borer)
Lineage: Eukaryota; Metazoa; Arthropoda; Insecta; Lepidoptera; Crambidae
Product: rac GTPase-activating protein 1-like
Exons: 4
Biological process (GO): mitotic cytokinesis; mitotic spindle midzone assembly; Rho protein signal transduction
Cellular component (GO): nucleus; spindle midzone; cleavage furrow
Molecular function (GO): GTPase activator activity
Source: RefSeq, a predicted model, not a curated record
AUUCGGACAGCGUGUCGGACACGCCUCGCGCGCCGCCGCAACGCACACCGUCCGUAGUAUCGGCGGCAUACGGCGGCUCGCCGCGCGCGCGCCCGCGGCAACACAACUUCGUCGCCAAGAACUUCUACAAGCGGGAGACCUGCGGCCCUUGCGGGAAGACCAUAAAGUUCGCCAAAGUGGGCGUGAAGUGCGAAUCGUGUCGCGCUCAAGCUCAUCCCGAGUGUCGCGCGCUUCUGCCGCUGCCCUGCGUGCCGCCCGGCCCGCACGCGCGCCGCGCCAACGGACACCAGGAGGGCAGCAUAGCGGACUACGCGCCUAGCGCGCCGCCGAUGGUGCCAGCGCUGCUGGUGCACUGCAUUAACGAGGUGGAGAAGCGAGGCUUGGGAGAAAGAGGCAUAUACCGCAUCAGCGCCGUAGAUAAGGACGUUAAACGACUCAAGGAACGUUUUCUCCGCGGCUGCGGUUCCCCCCAACUGGCCAACGAAGACAUCCACGUGCUUUGCGGCUGCAUCAAAGACUUCUUACGAUCCCUACGCGAGCCACUCGUGUCUAACGCAUUGUGGAGCGACUUUAUGGACGCAGCCAAACUAAGCGAGCCUAGUGACGCCACCGCUGCAGUUGUCCAAGCAGUCAGCCAGCUGCCUCAGCCCAACAGAGAUACCCUGGCUUUCCUGGCGCUGCAUCUGCAGAAGUAA